CAACAAGAAGAACUAUGCAAAAAAUAUUGGCGAUGAUCACGAUAGCUUUAAUUAUCAUGUUAUCGAUGUUUAUACAAACAGAAGGAAAUGAUACUUCUCUUGCUCCUGCAGAAGGAAAUGGUCUUUCUUCUGCUCCUGCUCCAUCCCCGACAUCAGAAAACUCAUGUCUGCACGACGUGAAAGAAAUUCCAGAUUGUGUAAAAGCAGUGUUUCACUUCCGAUUUAAAGAGGUUACAAAGACGUGUUGCGCUAUCUUACUCACUGUUCCUGAUGAUUGUUUUUUGUAGUUGUUUCCUAUUCCUUAUGUCUACCAUACUCUUCUUAGUUCUGUUUGUAAAAAUACUUAGCCACUAUUGAUAAGAUUUUUGCAAUAUUUUCGUUUAUCAGUUUUAUCAACAAUCUGGAUGAAUAAUAUAUAUUUAUAAAAAAUUAUGUAAUUUAUGAAUUAUUUUAAAAGAUGACU
This is a messenger RNA of Camelina sativa (false flax), 463 nucleotides long. The record is from RefSeq and is a predicted model, not a curated record. NCBI's taxonomy places the organism in Eukaryota, Viridiplantae, Streptophyta, Magnoliopsida, Brassicales, Brassicaceae.